AUGGGCUGCUCCAUCUCGGGGCUCAACGCGCUCUACGACGCGGCCACGGGCGGCGGCGACGUCUGGAUCAACGAGCGCCGCUUCCGCGUCCUCCGCCAGAUCGGCGAGGGCGGCUUCGCCUUCGUCUACCUCGUCAGGGAGCACCAGCCCGCCUCCGAUGCCGCGCUCGCCAGGCGUGACACCGCCCACGUCUCAGAGGAUGGAACGUAUGCCAUGAAGAAGGUGCUGAUACAGAGCAAGGAGCAGUUGGAUCUGGUGAGGGAGGAGAUCCGUGUGUCGUCAUUGUUCAAUCACCCCAACCUUCUGCCGCUUCUCGAUCAUGCCAUAAUAGCUGUCAAGAAUCAACAGGGAGAUUGGAGCCAUGAAGCAUACCUACUUUUCCCUGUUCAUUUGGAUGGUACUUUGUUCGACAACGCUAACAUCAUGCUGUCCAGAAAGGAAUUCUAUUCCACAGCUGAUGUUCUGCAAAUAUUCCGGCAGAUGUGUGAAGGGCUGAAACACAUGCACAGCUUUGAUCCUCCAUACGCCCAUAACGAUGUUAAGCCUGGUAAUGUUCUUAUAACCUGGCGUAAAGGACAAGCACCUGUUGCAACUUUAAUGGAUUUUGGAAGUGCAAGGCCUGCAAGAAAGGAAAUCCGUUCUCGUUCUGAGGCAUUACAGUUGCAGCUAAGUAUUAUUGAUCCAUAUUGUGUCUGUAGGAAUGGGCUGCUGAGCAUUGCUCAUAUAUCGGCCCCUGAAUUAUGGGACUGCCCAAGCCAUGCUGAUAUUGAUGAGAGGACAGACAUCUGGUCUCUAGGAUGCACCCUUUUUGCUAUCAUGUACAAUGUUUCACCAUUUGAGUAUGCUCUUGGUGAGUCUGGAGGAAGUCUGCAACUUGCCAUUGUCAACGGGCAAUUGAAGUGGCCAGCAGGACCCAAACCUCCUUAUCCUGAUGAGCUUCGUCAGUUUGUUAUCUGGAUGCUUCAACCUCAAGCCGCAAUGCGCCCGCACAUUUCCGAUGUGGUUCUUCAUGUUGACAAGCUCAUUGCAAAAUACUUGCCCUAG
Messenger RNA from Miscanthus lutarioriparius, 1044 nucleotides. The record is from the annotation of a GenBank genome assembly. NCBI's taxonomy places the organism in Eukaryota, Viridiplantae, Streptophyta, Magnoliopsida, Poales, Poaceae.